GACGGGAGCGCGCACUCGCGCGUGCGUGAGCUGGCGCGCGGGGAAGGGCCGGGUCGCGCGGAGGCUCGAGCGGCCUUCGCCAUUUUGUGGGGUUCUCUCUGACGCGGGAGCCGCCGCCGCCGCCGCCGCCCCCCGGAGGCUCUCAGGAUGGUGAAGCUGUUCAUCGGAAACCUGCCCCGGGAGGCCACCGAGCAGGAGAUCCGCUCGCUCUUCGAGCAGUACGGGAAGGUGCUGGAAUGUGACAUCAUUAAGAACUACGGCUUCGUGCACAUAGAGGACAAGACGGCGGCCGAGGAUGCCAUCCGCAACCUGCACCACUACAAGCUGCACGGGGUGAACAUCAACGUGGAGGCCAGCAAGAACAAGAGCAAAACCUCCACCAAGUUACACGUGGGCAACAUCAGCCCCACGUGUACCAACCAGGAGCUGCGGGCCAAGUUUGAGGAGUACGGUCCGGUCAUCGAAUGUGACAUCGUGAAAGAUUACGCCUUUGUCCACAUGGAGCGGGCCGAGGACGCGGUUGAGGCCAUCAGGGGCCUUGACAACACAGAGUUUCAAGGCAAAAGAAUGCAUGUGCAAUUGUCUACAAGCCGCCUUCGGACUGCGCCCGGGAUGGGAGACCAGAGCGGCUGCUAUCGGUGUGGGAAGGAGGGGCACUGGUCCAAAGAGUGUCCGAUCGAUCGUACGGGCCGCGUGGCAGACUUGACUGAGCAGUAUAACGAACAGUACGGAGCCGUGCGCACGCCUUACACCAUGGGCUAUGGGGAGUCCAUGUAUUACAGCGACGCCUAUGGAGCACUGGACUACUACAAGCGCUACCGGGUCCGCUCCUAUGAGGCGGUGGCGGCAGCAGCAGCAGCUUCUGCGUACAACUACGCAGACCAGACCAUGUCCCAUCUGCCUCAAGUCCAGAACACAGCUGUGACCAGUCACCUCAACUCCACUUCUGUUGAUCCCUACGACAGACACCUGCUGCCGAACUCCGGUGCUGCUGCCCCCUCAGCUGCUAUGGCUGCCGCCGCGGCCCCCACUUCUUCCUAUUACGGAAGGGACAGGAGCCCCAUUCGUCGUGCUGCAGCUGUGCUCCCCGCAGUGGGAGAGGGCUAUGGCUAUGGGCCAGACAGCGAGCUGUCUCAGGCUUCGGCGGCUGCACGGAAUUCCCUGUAUGACAUGGCCCGGUGUGAGCGGGAGCAGUAUAUGGACCGAGCACGGUACUCAGCCUUUUAAAAACUGGAGGUGAGAGUGGGGCAGGUGUGGUUAAAAGAUUCCAUUUAGUUCCCUUGAAAGAGACCCAUGCUUUAGAGGGGAAGGUAAAGCCACCUGUUUGCUGUCAGGACAUUAGUAUCCUAAAGGUAUAAAUUACUUGCUUAAAUAUUUCUUUAGCUUAACAGAGGUUCAUGUGGCCUGUUGAGGUUUUAGUGUUUUGACUCCAACAAUCUUGUUCCUUCUGAGAGAAGAAACUGAGUUAGUGAGAAUACUGUGUUAAGUGUAAGCUAAUCUGGGUUACAGAAAUAGUUAAGAGAACUAACAUUUAUUAAGUGCCCUCUGUAUAUAUCAUAUAAUUUAACCUACACAAUAAGCCUUUAAGGUAUGUUCUGUUGUAGAGAGAAGGGAACUAAGCCUCAGGUUAAGUACUUUGCCUGGAGUCAUCUGAUAAUUGAGUAGAGCCAAAAUUCAAACUCAGGCCUGGCUGACUCCUAAACCCAUUAUCUUUCCACUAAAGUCACUGGUGUAAACUUAAGAGUACAGAGUACAGGUUCAGGAGUUAAUAAUGCAUGUCACAGUGAGAAUUUUAACUAUAACUUUAGACUUCCAAUUGGCUAAUAAAAAUCUACUUGAGUCAUUAAGCUUUAUCAGAGGAACCUUUUCUAAUAUAUAGCUAUAAGCCAAAUACAGUUUAUAAAUUUUCGGUGUUUAGUUAUAAGACACUUGCUUGAAAUCUGAAUGUUUUGAUGCCACUGUCCCAUGCAGUCCCUUAUCUAGAGCAGCGGUCACCAACCUUUGUGGACCACCAGUUGGCGACCUCUGCUCCAAAUGUUUCUUUAAGGUUUCCUUAAACCAGUGGUCGCCAAACUUUUGGACCUCAUGGACCACCUGUUGGCGACCCCUGAUCUGGAACGCUGAUCUGGAACAUCUCAUUGGAUCGUAAGCCGUAUCUCUGCAUAGUCAGUGAUACUUUCAUAGCCUGAUGCGUCCCUUUUUCCCCAGCAAGUUUGGUUUGGUUUGAGAAUAUUUAAGGAACUAGAUAACUGGGUAAUUUUGGAUGUGUAUAAAAUCCCACUGGUGACCCUGGGAAUUUAAUGUUUCCUACUUCAGAAAAUGUAUGCAAAGACGUUAGAAGGGCAAGAGUAAUAAGACUGAUACAUCUCUUCAAGCAGAAAUGGUAUCACGACAACUAUUUAUUUUCCUGGUUUUCCUUGUACCUUGAAAUUGAGAAUCACUUGAAUGGGAGGCCUAAUAGCAAAGUUAAACUUAGUUACCAUGAGUUUUCAGGGUACCUAACUUAUCCCUUUGGUAGAUACUUAGAAAAAAACAAAGCAGUAGGAACUGCCCUUUUUCAUAGAGAGAAGCAAAUUUGGCAGGAACUUAUGACCAUGAGACCAGGACAAGACUGGGAUCUCCUGAGACCACUGUCCAGUCGUGUGUUCAUAUACAUGAAGUUGAUAACCUUACAACUUGUGUAGUUUGCCAUUACUUUUACUUUUAAUACAGCUGAAUCUGCCAUGAAAUGGGAUAUGCCUCUAAAAUAAGGUGAUAUUAUCCAUCAGAUAACUCCUCUUGAAUGUUUCAAAGUUAAAUAUUAAGUUAGUAUAUAGUAUUUUAAAGUGAAUUUUGAGUGCAAACAGUGGUUGUUCAACUAACCUCUUUUUAACGAUGACUUUUAAAGAAACUUACCUUCCAGGUGUGAACCUCAAAUGGACUGAAUAACCCUGAGUUGGUUGCAGUCCCAGGAGCCUGAUGGUAAUGAGGCUGCCAGGAUGAAAUACUCCAGAACUGUUGGGGAUCCAAUUUCGGGUUUCACUCUAGCAGAACUGAUUCAAGAACGUCACAGCUUUUGAAGUCCAUUGGCACAGAUCAAGACCAAGAUUUGGCCCUUUGUCUGUAAUAAGUAGAGGAGCUUGGUGUGAGUUAACUUUUUUUUCCCCCCAGCCAUUGGUGUCUGGAGCUUCCAUCAUCAGUGGAAGAACUAGAGAAUUUUAGGAUUUCUUCUUUUGAUUUGAUAAGGGAGAUGUGGUCAAUUAGGGGAACUACUCUUAAUAGAAUUAUGGUUCUAAAUCUAUGACUGACCUGUAGGUAUGUUAGAGGGUAAAUAAACACUCCUUGAUACUUAUUUACUGUGAAAGAUUAAGAUGAAACAAAUUUAGAAUAGAGCAGUUAGCCAUAUUUGAGAUCUUAGCAUCUUCUGCUUUUCCUGGACCCAAAAAUUAAAUUACAGUUCUUGGUAGUCUGUAUGCCCUUUGGUAUAGUGAGAAUAGCUUUGUAUCACAGAAGUUGUCUUGCCUAAAAAAUAGGUAAGAAAAUGAGAAAUAUGUGUUUAUCAACACAGCAGUCUUCCAGAUAGAUUGCUUCUAGUUCUAUUAUAGCUAUAAGUAGAUUCCUAUAUAUAGUCAUGAUCAUGAGUCCUGGGUAAUUACAUGGGAUAAGUUUGAUCCAGUCUGACUCGGUUUUGUUUUGUUCUUUGUUCUUUUCCCCCUGGAAUGCAGGACAGGACCAGGGCCCUUGUACUCGGAGCCAAGCUGCUCUCCAGGCAGUGUGUAAGCCUCUUGUGUUGUGCUCUCUUUCAGGUAGGAUAAUUGUGGAUGAACCCUCGGGCUGCGGUCAUAUAAGAGAACUUGCUUCGCGCGGUCCCCUUUGCCGGGAUGUUUCCAUUGCUUCAUGUUUCAGUAAACAAAGGAGUUUGUGACCAACUAUGUUUUCUUUCUUAAUUUAAUUCUUCUAAGUUGACUUUUCUUUUUUCUUAAUAUAAGGGUCUAUAGCCUUUCAUUCUAUUCCUUAUAUUCCCAGCCUCUGAGCAGCCUUAGGUAAGGAUUAUGCUGGCACCCCUUUUCCUGUACAGUGGAACCCUUACCUUGCUUUCCGUAGGAGUUGAAUCCUCCUUCCUGUCUACCUGAAACAUCUCCUUAACCUUUAAAAUGACCAUUUAGUGGCAAGCAACCUUUUCCUCUUCGGUUAGCUUUGGACUUAACAUUGAAGCUAAUCUUCUGCAAUUGCUAGGACCACUGGGGUGGGGAUGUUUGUUUUUUUAUGUCUGACAUGUGAUCGUGGUACAGCAUUUGCUGAAAUUGAGCCUUGUUUUGCUCCACUCCCCCUUUUUUUUUUUUUUUUAAUAUUUUGACAAAUAAACGUUUCUAACACUUAA
This is a messenger RNA of Pipistrellus kuhlii (Kuhl's pipistrelle), 4360 nucleotides long. Its product is annotated as RNA-binding protein 4B. Gene Ontology annotation, cellular component: nuclear speck; cytosol. The coding region runs from base 148 to 1227 and encodes 359 amino acids. The transcript is spliced from 3 exons. Gene Ontology annotation, molecular function: zinc ion binding; mRNA binding. Lineage: Eukaryota; Metazoa; Chordata; Mammalia; Chiroptera; Vespertilionidae. The record is from RefSeq and is a predicted model, not a curated record. Gene Ontology annotation, biological process: mRNA splicing, via spliceosome.